CAUACUCUAGCACACCGCUGAACACCGCUGAAGGGUGCAAAAUACUUUCCUCUCCAUCAGCCAGAGUUCCUACCUUGUCCCCCACCACUCAAAUUUCUUAACCCUACAAACCUCCACCUGCGGUCCUGCCCCAAGCUCAGACCGUCAGACCGACAAUUACCAACCUUCUAAAAGAUCGAUCGAACCAAAGUUCGCCGGUCCUUAAUCGAAUUGUCUUGCCUGCACAAAAAUAAAAAAUAAACCAACUCCAAGACUUUUGAUCGAACCGAAGCCGCUCGUACGCAUUGUUCACCGACUCCGGAGAUUUCUUCAGUCACCGACCCAGACACGAUAGAAUUACCUUCACUAUCGCCUGGCUAAUUUCGUCUUCUCUACACCGCCCAAUAUCGUAUCCAAUAUUCCGUCACGAUGCCCUGCUUCAAGGGCAUCGCUGUGAGCAUUCACGCAAAUUCUGCCCCGCUACCCGAAUAUGGCCUGCAGAAGCAGUCUCGUAUGUCUCGCAUCAGCGCUUAUAUACCCGUUCCACAACCUCAGUUGAACCCGGAGACUUCCAAGCAUGAGGCGGCCAAGUUUGCCAUCUCCAUCACGCUAUUGACACCCGGCCAUGAAAUUCCCUACACGACUCCGAAAGCCACCGCCGCCAAUCCCCACCCACGACCUCUUUACGCGGGUCCCAUCUCAGCAUCCGACCCCUCGAAGCACGCUAAUACUGUCGCACCGUACAUUCCUCUGACGGGCUCCGAGAAUGAGACCAUUGCGGCGUACAUCUACUUCGACGGACGGGCCAAGGAGGAGGUUGCUACUCUGCUACGCCCAGGUGAAGAGACGUGGGUUAACAGUCGUUGGGUCCAAGUUCCCGAGCUUGAAGGCGGAGGCCUUGCCGAGCGAGAAUUCCUUUUCCGCGAGGUUGGCCUAGAGAGAUGGCUUAAUGGUCUAGAUCUUAAGGGUCAUGACGCCGCGGAGAAGGUGGAGCGUCGAAGACAGAAGUUCGAGAGACGUCAUCGCCGCCACAGGUCUACCCCGAACACCGGCGACAUGGAUGCGGAGAAGCCCAUUCGCAUUCGGGAUACUUUGGCCUACGGAUCCGAAGACCAAUCACCGCUGGCCAGCCCCUCUGACUCGGACGAUGAUUCUAUGUCCGAUGACGAUGAACCUCCCGAGGCCACAGGCCAAAUCAAGGUGGCUAUGUUCCGCGUGCUUGCCUCUGGUGAGAUCAAGAAGGGGGAGUACUCGCCUCAGUUCGAUGCUCAUGACGACGAUGAUGAGAGCGAAAAUGGGACUAAGGGAGGCAGCAAUGGAUCUAUCGAUGCCGAUGUGGAGCAUACCACUAGUUUUGCGAAGCCCAAGAGUCUUGAUCCGAAAUCAAUCAGCACUCAAACUGUCACCGGCAUCGAUGCACCGGAAAAGCCUUACGCAGUCUUCACAUUCUUCUACCGUGGCACACGUCAACUUGCUAAGAUGGGGCUAUUGUCUAAUGCGAAGGCUGACCAGAAGGCAUCUGGCGCCAAGCGACGAUCGACUCAACUCGACUUCUCAGGUCUUGGCCCGCUCAAAUCUACUGGCACCGUGGGAUUCUCUGCUUUCAGAGAUCAGGAAGCCGAGGCGGCUAAGAGACGCAAAGCUCGCAAGAAGAGCAAUGGCACCAAUGGUCUCAUGAUGGACGAAGAUAGCGAUGACGACGAUAAUGACGUCAAUCCUCUUACCAAGAUGGAAGACAAUGACGAUAAGCCCGUCAAGACUCAUCUGGCACCAGAGGAUGCCAAAGUGGCCGGAGAGUUGCAAGCAGGUAUUGAUCGAAUUCGCCUAAAACGCCAGCACUCUAUGGAGCCUGAAGCCUCGGGAGCAUCAAGUACUCGCAAGUCUCCCAGCGCCGGUCCUAGCGCCGAAGAAGCCACAUCCGUAGAUGCUUCAGCUAGCAACCAAGCAGUUCCUAACUCUGUAGCGAACCUUCUUUCUCAGGCUUUUGACGGAGAUUCGACGGUUGGGAGCCCACUGAAGAAGCAACGUGCAGACGAUGAGACACCGGAUCGUUCUGCCAACUUCCCGUCGGCCUUGGGCGAUGUCUUAGGCAGAGCGAUGGCGGAUCAGCAGAAGGAAGGAGAGAAAGUCAAAGUUGAGGUUGACGAAGACGAAGAGCUUUAGGAUAGCUCUUCACCCUAUCACGCUUCAAACCCCAAGAAGACUAAAACCACUCAUUCGGUCUCGUCAGCUAAGGGCAGAAUUCGCAGCACUCGCAAGACAGCUCCUCACGGCCCCUCCAAUCUAAGACAUUACGAGACCCGAUCGUCUACGCGUGCGUCUACGGAUCUGGACUGAGCGGGACACCCGGGCUCAGUGAAGUGAUGGAAGUCACAAGCAGCCAUGGCUAUAUCGGAUCUAAGGUAGCCAUGUCACACUGCGAGGUAUUUUUUUCGGCGGACAU
Annulohypoxylon truncatum is the source of this 2422-nucleotide messenger RNA. RefSeq lists its product as uncharacterized. The record is from RefSeq and is a predicted model, not a curated record. Lineage: Eukaryota; Fungi; Ascomycota; Sordariomycetes; Xylariales; Hypoxylaceae. The coding region runs from base 409 to 2142 and encodes 577 amino acids. The transcript is spliced from 3 exons.